AUAAUAUGAGAAAAAGAAAAGAGAAUCAAAUGCAGGCGUCCGGGGUUGCUCUCCUGAACUGUAGCUUACUGAUGACUGGUGUUUUCCCUCCUCGUUCAAAGCGUUUCAUCAAGGCUUGAGGUUCCUUGGGCAGGAUUUGCAUGUAAAUUUUCAGUAAACAUCCUAGAAUUUUUUGUGUAAGUUUUCAUUUGAGUUUGCACCCCUACAACUCCCACCUAUUUUUUUUGGGUAAUCCUCAUGACUUAAGUAAUCAUUAACCCGUAAGUCCGUAACACUUACCUCGUAUAAACUAAUCAAAAGAAUGCUUAGAAGGAAUUAAGGAUAUUCCUCUCCGUUCUUUCUGUUCUCUUUCAAACAUACCCCAUCAAAUCAAGUCUAGUUCGUAUUCCAAAGUCAAAAAUCAUUUAAAAUAAUUAUAAGUCCGCAAAAUUUGCACUUGACAAUUCAUCUUCAACACAAAUAAGAUGGAAAUUAUUAUAGCAAUUUCACGUGUAUAUGCCUGGAUGAAUAAAGUUGAAUGGGUUACUUAUCGCAUCUAUGGAGAUAUCACAAUCUCUGGCGGGCCUUCAUCCACACAAUGGUAGUGUUAGAAGAACAAUGAUGUAGACGAGAUUUGAUCCGAGGAGUUGCAGAUUCUUUUUUUUUUUGGAAUAAAGGAGCUCCAGAUUCUUGAGAAAUACCAAAAACCAAAGUUGGCCACAGAGUUCUGUAGUUCAAAUAAAUUCAAGGUUUCAUGAAGAGUUAGUGGUUCUGUCCCCCAGUUGGCUGGCAGUUGCAAUUAUAAGAGUUGGCAUGUGAAACUUGUGCACUAAUUCUCAGUUCUCAACUACCAAGUCAAAAUAGGAGCUAACUUUUCGACAGGUACCCUUUUGUUAUUGAAGAAUUUGGAUAUACUGUCUGAUGGUAAAAGAAGUUGAUCUAUGUUUGUCGGUUUUGAUUGGACGUUCGACUUUUACUUAGUUUCUGGGAUAUUUGGAGAGUUGAAGUUGGAAGUUUAAAGUAUUGAGGCAAUGCAUAACAGUUUUUUCUGCAAACUGAGGUUCCUUGAAUAGUAUGGUAUAGUAUUGUCUUCAAGGCAGGGGAAACAGAAUAGUAUUGCUGCUUGUUCAAAAUGGCUCGAGUUAAGAAAAAGCAGCGGCAUUAUGGUAAAAUUGAUCCCUUGUCAUUAGAGAAACUGUUGUCUAAGAGUCCAAGUGACAAGUCUUUGAUUGGGAGACCUGGAUUCUCGAGGAUAGUCUAUUGCAACGAUCCUGAAUGUCCUGAGGCUGAACAACUUAGAUAUUGUGACAAUUAUGUUACAACUACAAAGUAUACUCUUGUUUCAUUCCUCCCCAAAUCAUUGUUUGAGCAGUUUAGGAGGAUUGCCAAUUUUUAUUUCCUCUUGUGUGCAUUCUUGUCGUUCACUCCUAUUUCUCCAAAUCCACCUGUCAGUAGCGUUCUCCCUCUUGUGGCAGUGGUGUCUGUGACAAUGGUGAAGGAAUUGGUUGAAGAUUGGAAACGCAGGAAGCAGGAUAUCGAGGUGAAUAAUAGAAAGACUAAGGUUCAUCGCGGCAAUGGCAAUUUUGAAGACACAAAAUGGAUGGACAUAAAAAUUGGAGAUAUAGUGAAGGUGGAAAAGGAUGAAUUUUUCCCUGCUGAUCUUAUCCUUAUUUCCUCAAGCUAUGAUGAGGCUAUAUGCUAUGUUGAAACAACUAACCUUGACGGGGAAACUAAUCUGAAACUAAAGCAAGCACUGGAAUUAACUGCGGGCUUAAAUGAGGACUCGAUGUUUCAUAAUUUCAGAGGCAUCAUUAGAUGUGAAGACCCAAAUGCUAAUUUAUAUUCUUUCAUUGGUAGUUUGGAUCUUAGAGGUCACCAACACCCUCUUUCGUCUCCACAGCUUCUUCUAAGAGAAUCCAAAUUGAGGAAUACUGAUCAUAUUUAUGGUGUUUCAAUCUUCACUGGUCAUGAUACUAAAGUCAUCCAAAAUUCAGUUGAACCCCCUUCAAAGAGAAGCAAAAUUGAGAGGAGAACAGAUAUAAUAGUUUUCUUCUUGUUUUUCUUGUUAUUUUUUCUUGGUACAAUCGGAUCAAUUUGCUUUGGGAUAGUCAUAAAUAAGGAUCUUCUAGAUGAUGGUACCACAAUGACCAGAUGGUAUUUAAGACCUGAUGACACCACAAUCUACAAUGAUCCUAGAAAUACUUCACUUGCCUCUCUACUGCAUUUUUUGAGAGCUGUCAUGCUGUAUGGUUACCUCAUUCCCAUCUCAUUGUAUGUAUCAAUAGAGAUGGUUAAAGUUCUGCAGACUGAGUUUAUUAACAAAGAUAUACAUAUGUAUUAUGAAGAAGGUAACAAGCCGGCACAGACCCGUACCUCAAAUUUGAACGAGGAACUUGGUCAAGUUGAUGUGAUACUUUCGGAUAAAACAGGAACUUUAACAUGCAAUUUGAUGGAGUUUGUUAAGUGUUCUAUUGCUGGAACUGCAUAUGGCCAAGUGAUCACAACGGUUGAACAGGCUAUAGCUAAGAGAAAGAGGGUACCUUUGACUAGCAAGGUGAAAAGUGGAGAGAGAGAGGAUGAUGAUACUGUAGAUCAGUCGGAUGUUAGAGGCUACAAUUUUGUAGAUGAUAGAAUCACAAACGGGAACUGGGUAAAUGAAGAAAGGUCAGAUAUCAUACAGAAGUUCUUUCAAGUUAUGGCAAUCUGCCAAACUGUUAUACCUAUGUUGGAUGAAGAAACAGGUAGUAUAUCAUAUGAAGCAGAAUCUCCAGAUGAAGCAGCACUUGUCAUUGCAGCAAGGGAAAUUGGGUUUGAGUUUUAUGAGAGGACUCAAGCGAACAUCUCUCUGAGAGAGUUUGAUCCUUUGUCUGGGGCAAAGGUUGAAAGGACUCUUGAACUUCUGAAUAUCAUAGAGUUCAGCAGCGCAAGAAAGAGAAUGUCAGUUAUUAUAAAAAACGAGGAAGGAAAACUUCUACUGCUUUGUAAAGGUGCUGACAGUGUCAUGUUUGAAAGGCUUGCAUACAAUGGAAGGGAGUUUGAAACGCAGACUAGAGAACAUGUUAUGAGGUAUGCUGAAGCUGGUUUAAGAACUCUUAUACUUGCAUAUCGAGAAGUCAACGAGGAUGAAUAUGUGACAUUCAAUGAGGCAUUGACAAUUGCCAAAACCUCAGUCAGUGCGGAACGUGACAAAUUAGUUGAAGAAGUAGCAGAAGACUUUGAGAAGAAUUUGAUUCUUCUUGGAGCUACAGCCGUAGAAGAUAAACUCCAAGACGGGGUUCCUGAAUGCAUUGAAAAAUUAGCACAAGCUGGAAUUAAGUUAUGGGUAUUGACUGGGGAUAAAAUGGAAACAGCCAUUAAUGUUAGUUAUGCCUGCAGUUUGCUGAGAGAAGGGAUGAGGAAGAUAGUAAUCAACUCCGAAUCAAAUAUAGCAAACGCAUCAGAGAAGGUGUUAAAUAAGUCUUCCAUACACAAAGUCUUAAAAACAAGGGUUCUCCAAGAUAUAACAGAGGCAAAGGAACUCCUAUCUUUAUCAAGAGGAGGCUCAGAGUCACUGGCUCUUAUUAUUGAUGGAAAGUCACUCAAUUAUGCAUUGGAGGAUGAUGUCAAACACAUAUUUCUAGAACUUGCUCUUGGUUGUGCAUCAGUCAUCUGCUGCCGUUCAUCUCCUAAACAGAAAGCACUAGUCACUAGACUAGUCAAAACUAGAAGAGGAACAACAUUAGCGAUUGGUGAUGGUGGAAAUGAUGUUGGCAUGCUCCAAGAAGCCGAUAUUGGGAUUGGUAUUAGUGGCUUCGAGGGAAUGCAGGCGGUCAUGGCAAGUGAUAUCGCAAUAGCUCAGUUCCGCUUUUUGGAGCGCUUGGUGCUUGUUCAUGGGCAUUGGUCUUACAGAAGAAUCUCAUCAAUGAUAUGUUAUUUUUUCUACAAGAACAUAUUGUAUGGCUUCACACUCUUCUUCUACGACGCACACACGUCAUUCUCUGGUGAGCCUGCAUACAACGACUGGUGUCUGAUCGGCUACAAUAUGCUCUUUACAUCUCUCCCUGUAAUUGCCCUAGGAGUUCUUGACCAGGAUAUUCCUGCAGAGUCAUGUCUCAAGCACCCUGAAUUGUACCAAGAAGGGGUACAAAACAUCCUAUUUAGCUGGAAAAGAAUACUUGGUUGGUUACUGAAUGGGAUAGUUAGUGCAACCACAAUCUUCUAUCUUUGUAUUUUUGCAUUGGAAAAUCAGGCCUUCCGUAGAGAGGGUGAAGUGGCAGGAUAUGAAAUUCUCGGAGCUACAAUCUACACUUGUGUGGUAUGGGUGGUGAAUGCACAAAUGGCUCUUUCCAUGAACUAUUUCACAUUCAUCCAACACUUAAUCAUAUGGGGCAGCAUUCUACUUUGGUACAUAUUUCUGUUGGUAUACGGAGCCAUUGAUCCUUAUAUAUCUACGACUGCCUAUAAAGUCUUUGCUGAAGCAUGUGCACCGUCUCCCUCUUUUUGGGCUGUCACACUUCUUGCUUCCGUGUUUGCAUUGCUUCCGUACUUCAUAUAUGCUGCUCUGAGUAAGGAAUUUCUCCCACAUUAUCACCAGAUGUUACUGGCUAAACUGAGAAUUUAAAGCAAAUCAACAUUGUUAAGAAUAGUAGGCUGUACAGUGCAUUUAGAAGAAACAAAGGGCAGCAUUUCUGAAGUUAUAAUGUUUCUGUGCAAGAAUAAGUCACAGUUCAGUAUCAUUGUUUUUUUUUGUCUGAUUCUGAUAAUCAAGAUUUCGUUGCAUUAAAUGGACGUAAAGGAGCCCAGAACUCGUAACAGUUGAAAGACGAAGGUCAGAGUAAAGUUCAAACUGCUGUUAUGAAGUUUAGAGCUCCAAACUCGACUUUGGUGAACCCUACAUUCUUGCACCUGUGAUAACAGCUACUUUUUCCCGUUAUCCUGUUUGGUAAAGGGCAUUCUUUCUGGAGCCAAAAUGAUGUACAAUUUUUACUUAGAUGGUUGGCUAGUGCCAUUUAUUUUUUUUUUAUUUUUUUUAAUACCACAAUUGGGUACUCUGUUUAUCAUUAACCGUUCCUGCACUUCCUAGUUCCUACUCCGUAUACCACUACUUACAAGUUCCAAUUGCCGGUCAGUUUUGGAAUGCUUUUGAUUUUGAUAUUUACGGAAUAAUAAUCAAUGCAAUGACCAAUGGAGUCAAUGACUCAAUGAGCAAUAUUAAUGUGUCAUAUACUUAUAUUAGAUUUUAGCCUGUGUGAUGCACGAAUUUUAUUAAAUUGUUAAGUUAAAAUAAAGUAUUUAUAUAUUAGAUUA
Molecule: messenger RNA, 5265 nt
Organism: Spinacia oleracea (spinach)
Lineage: Eukaryota; Viridiplantae; Streptophyta; Magnoliopsida; Caryophyllales; Amaranthaceae
Product: putative phospholipid-transporting ATPase 9
Exons: 14
Coding region: 1112-4579 (1155 amino acids)
Biological process (GO): phospholipid translocation
Cellular component (GO): plasma membrane
Molecular function (GO): ATP binding; magnesium ion binding; ATPase-coupled intramembrane lipid carrier activity
Source: RefSeq, a predicted model, not a curated record